GAACCAGUCGUCCCUGUAUUGAACGAGAUGGGACAGCAGUACAGAAAAAUCACUAAGCACAUCUCAUCAAAUCCGAAACGUGCAACCACAUAUUCUGAGGAUGGUGAAGCCUACUGUAUCAAAAUGAAACGGAAAUUUUAUGAGGCAACGAACAAGAAUGAUGCAGUCACCCCCAUGUACGAACCCAAAGGGCCAGACUUUAAUUUCACUAACGAUACUCACAACGCGACCCAUGACGAUGUCACAGCAUCGCAAGAACGCAAAGACCAGCUCAUACGAUUCGUAGAUGAGUUAAAAAAAUCAUUGGAUAGCCGUCGAAUGAACUGGUUUGACUGCUGGAAGGAAGGACGAAGUCGUGGUAUUGUUCUACAGUACACAAACUACGAAGUUAUGAAAAACGCCUAUAUCGGGCGAAGCAGAAACACCCUUAAUCCUUCCCUCUGUACUCUACCCUUUUAUUUCAUUGUCUAUCUCACCGAGUCCCCUUUACAUUAG
Messenger RNA from Radiomyces spectabilis, 495 nucleotides. RefSeq lists its product as uncharacterized. The record is from RefSeq and is a predicted model, not a curated record. The annotation marks the transcript as partial. NCBI's taxonomy places the organism in Eukaryota, Fungi, Mucoromycota, Mucoromycetes, Mucorales, Radiomycetaceae. The transcript has a single exon.